AUGACUGCCAAGCCCACAGUCCUUCAUCUCGGUGACCCUAUCAAAUACAACCAUGACUUCUACAAGACCGAAUUCCAGUCCCGCUUCAACGUCAUCCAAGCCACAGAAACAGAUCGUGCAUCUUUUAUUAAAGCACUGAAAACCAAGAAAUACGGGGACUUCUCGGCACUAUUCCGUCCACACUUCCAAACGGGCGGAUUCAUGGGCCAAUGGGACUCCGAACUUAUCCCACUUCUCCCAGAUAGUACGCGAAUCUUUGCCUCCGCAGGCGCAGGCUUCAAUUGGGCCGACGUCGAUAUCCUAGGCCAGCACAAAAUCUGGUAUGCCAAUGGCGUCGGAGCCUCAGACGAAGCAGUAUCCGACACAACUCUAUGGAUGAUUCUAGGCGUAUUUCGAAACUUUACUCGCUCCCAACUCGCAGCUAGAACAGCUGAUCCGGCAAUCUUCACGGCGGUUCACAAAGCCACAGCCGAGAUCUCACAUAACCCGCGCGGAAAUGUAUUGGGUAUUGUUGGAUUCGGGAACAUUAGCAAGAAAGUUGCUUUCAAAGCCAGAAUGGCCUUGGGGAUGAAUAUUCAUUAUUUUGACAUUAGACGUGCUGAGUUGGAAGAAGAGAAGACUGUCGAUGCUACUUAUCAUGAGUCAUUAGAGGGUUUGUUGAAGGUUGCGGACUGUGUUACUCUCCAUACGCCUCUUAAUGAGUUUACGCAGGAUUUGAUGAAUGAGAGGACUUUGGCUUUGAUGAAGCCUGGAAGCCGACUUAUUAACACUGCACGAGGAAAGGUGGUGAAUGAGGAUGCUUUGAUACAGGCUCUUGAAAGUGGGCAUCUUGCGGCUGCGGGUUUGGAUGUGCAUUAUCAUGAACCUCAGGUUUCACAUAAACUGGCCAGUAUGGAGAAUGUUACCCUGACGACACAUGUUGCUGGUGGAGCGUUGGAGACACGAGUCAAUUUUGAACUGAAUGCCAUGAAAAAUAUCAUCCAGGUGGUGGGGCCCAAUGGCGAGUUUACAGGAGAGCCUCGUACACCUGUGAACCGGAAGGCUUUCGAGUCAGAGGUAUAA
Messenger RNA from Penicillium angulare, 1062 nucleotides. Its product is annotated as D-mandelate dehydrogenase-like dehydrogenase. The record is from RefSeq and is a predicted model, not a curated record. Gene Ontology annotation, molecular function: hydroxypyruvate reductase [NAD(P)H] activity; glyoxylate reductase (NADPH) activity; NAD binding. Lineage: Eukaryota; Fungi; Ascomycota; Eurotiomycetes; Eurotiales; Aspergillaceae. Gene Ontology annotation, cellular component: cytosol. Bases 1 to 1062 code for a protein of 353 amino acids. The transcript has 2 exons.